AGGGGAGUGGACAGGAAAGACCUCCCCACCCCCUACCUCCAAUACAUACAGGCCAGAGCCUGGAAGAAGAUUACAGCCACCAGUCUGGGUAGGGCCAGUGUGUGUCAAGGGUGAUGGCAACAGACGCUGGACCUAGGAGCUCUCUGCAUCAAGGCUGCCUGCAAGGCCUCCAGGGACCCACUAGCCAACAGCUGGACUUAAUCGCCAGCUUGCAAACUGAGAGCACGCAUCUGGUGGAGUAACAAGCGGACGUUGCUCUCCGGCUGAGCAAGACGUCGUUUUUAGAGGAUUUGCAACAGCAGCAGCUAGAAAGCAGGAGUUACCACCACUUGGACUCUUGGGUCUUCCUUGAGAACCACAAAGACACCCUACUCCUGGGUGGUUUACAGAACAAUGAUGGCCCUAUGGCGAGCCUCUGCUUUCCUGGUUCUGUACCUUGCAGCUUUACUGCCUCCGCCACAGUGUGCCCAAGACCCAGCCAUGGUGCACUACAUCUACCAGCGCUUUCAAAUCUUGGAGCAAGGGCUGGAAAAAUGUACCCAAACAACAAAGGCAUACAUUCGAGAAUUCCAAGAGUUCUCAAAAAACGUGUCCGUUAUGCUGGGAAGAUGUCAGACCUACACAAGCGAGUAUAAGAGUGCGGUAAAUAACCUGGCACUGAAGGUCGAACGUGCCCAACGGGAGAUCGACUACCUAGAGUACCUUCGAGAAGCUGAUAUUUGCAUGGAAUCAGAGGACAAGAUCCUGGCAGAAAAGCUAGAGCAAGAAGCUGAAGAAGAGAAAAGGAUCCGGACUCUGCUAAAUGCAAGCUGUGACAACAUGCUGGUGGGCAUAAAGUCUCUGAAAAUAGUAAAAAAGACUAUGGAUACAGAUGGUUCUUGGAUGAAAGACGCUGCCAGCAAUUCUCCAAAGGUAUAUUUCUUAAUUGGAUCCAGAAACAACACUGUUUGGGAAUUUACAAACAUGCGGGCAUUCAUGGAAGAUAGCACCAAGCCAGCCCCCCGGAAACUAAUCCUAACACUUUCCUGGCAGGGAACAGGCCAAGUCAUCCACAAAGGUUUCCUAUUUUUUCACAAUCAAGAAACUCCCAAUGAGAUAAUCAAAUAUAAUCUGCAGAAGAGGACUGUGGAAGAUCGGAUGCCACUUCCAGGGGGAGCAGGCAGAGCACUGGUCUACCAGCAUGCGCCCUCAACUUACAUUGACCUGGCUGUUGAUGAGCAUGGGCUCUGGGCCAUCCACACAGGGCCAGGCAUCUAUGGCCAUUUGGUCCUCACAAAAAUCGAACCUGACACACUGAGUGUGGAGCACUCAUGGGACACUCCAUGUAGAAGCCAGGAUGCCGAAGCGUCAUUCCUCUUGUGUGGGGUUCUCUACGUGGUCUAUAGUUCUGGUGGUCAUGGCCCUCAUCGCAUCUCCUGUGUCUUUGAUCCACUGGGCACUAUCAUUGAGGAGACUCUGCCCAACUUGUUCUUCCCCAGGCGGCAGAGAAGUCACUCCAUGAUCCAUUACAACCCUAGGGAUAAGCAGCUCUAUGCCUGGAAUGAUGGAAACCAGAUCAUUUAUAAACUCCAGACAAAGAGAAAGCUGCCUCAGGCGUAAGGCAUUCAUUGCAGCCAAAAGGGAGAGCACAGAGACCUUGGAAGAUUCUCCCUAAGCCACUGAGGCCACAGGCCCUUUGCAAGGAGCACAUCAUAUAUUAUCCCUCUAAACACAUAUAGGAAUAGGUUCCAGAAGUGGAAAUGCAUAUUCAUCCUUUCCCACGUCACUGUCACUAUCUUCCAAGAGCCUAGAUGAGAGUCUGUCAUUCAGAAAAUUUCAACAAUUUCUAUUACCCAUAAAAACCUCUGGGUUUUCAAGGCCUUCCACAUUCUGAUCCAGCUUACUUCCAGCUUUUCCUUUUCUGCUUUCCAGCAUUUACUCUAAUCAGCCCUGCCCUGCCACUAGCUAUCAGAAUUGUAUGCCAUCCCCCUAAUACUCCCUGGCUUUUGUCUCCCCUGGCGUUUGCUCAAGCUCUUCCCUCUUUCUCAAAUGCCUACUGAUAUUCCUCCAUUUUUCAUUGCCCAACCAAAGUACUAUUUCUUACUGAUGUGUAUUCUCUAUUCCCCCCAGCUCUGCCUUUCCAACAAACCAGGUUGAUGUAAUAAUAAAGAGUAAUAAUGUUAAUAUUUGAUUACCACUUUCCAAUUACCAAGUAUUUGCAUAUAUGUCACAUCAUUUAAUUCCUAUCUCACUCUUGUGAGAUAUGCAGGAAAGUCUUAGCCAUUUUAGAGAUGAGGAGAGUUUAGGUGAAUCAUUCAAAGUAACAGUACAAAGUGAAAGAGCUAGAAAAUACUGCAAAUCCCAUAGUCUUCCCAUUGCACAAUGGAGCCUCAAAUAUGUAUGAUUGUUUGCCUAGCCUUUUAUAAGCAAUGCGUUCACCAUUUCAGCCUAAACAUAACAGUUCUGCCCCUUUAGCCAGUUUUCAUGUCUGCACAAGACUUUCUUUAUAGGACUUUCAAAAGAUAAGCCAGCCUAAGGGUGAGAACCUCCUCUCUAGACUCAUCUAAUCUGCCUUCCGGUUUCUUUCUUCUUGCUUUAAAUACAAUAAGACUGACACUAACCAAAUAAACCUCAUCAGGUUAUAUCUGCCUACCUGACCUCAGCAUAAAAGCUUUCAGGAAGUGCUGGCUGUGUUUGGGUUUACUGUGAAUAAUCCCCAACACAGUGAGGCCCUUGGUAAAUAUUCUAGAAUCUGGAUGAAAGCCAAAUAGCAAUUGAGUGCACUCCUUGUCACAGCAGGCAUUCCAUGUGGCACAUGGGGCAGAGUACAGCUAUGUCUCCUGAGAGGGGCUUCUUCAAAAAAUUUUCCAUGCCUUUCCCCCAUUCAGCCAAUUUGGGUCACAAGUUCAGGCUCUGGGCCAGUCUCUGUCAUGUGCUGAGGCCUCUGUCUUUCCAGGUUGGUCACAUGAGAGGGUUUGUUUUGUGUGCUUGCAGCUGUUUUCCCUUCUCUGCCAAAUUCAGGCCAGGACCAUAGACAGUGAGGGAGAUUUUUUUUCCCAUAGCAUUUAAGAAGAACUUGAGCAGAAUGGAAUUAACCACCCCAUGGAUACAGCUUAAUUACCCACAGUUCUAUUAGAAUGAUACAGAGAGCCCAAAUCUUUUGUGGAAUGCAGCAGGUAUGAAUAAAUAAACACGGUGAUGUUACCUACUUCUUAGAUUCAGGGAUAUUACCUGCCCCAUAGGUAAAAUUUACCUGGAUUUCACAGAGAUACAGAAUGUUGCCUGCCUCACAGAUGAGGGUAAAGUGGAAUUUUAUCAGCAAGAGCAAGUCCUACAAAUAUUAAUUCCUUCAGAGGCACAAAGGUAGAGGUAGCCUGUUAAUGUGCUGUGCCUUGAUUUGCCAGAUCUGCAAGAACCCCUGCCCCCUAAUAACCCACUCUGGUGCCUUACAUUCCUACAGCUAUAAUCACUCUUCUGGGUCAAGACCUUUUCUCCAGGAAGCCCCUGGUAAUGUGCCACCUUGUUUCCUGUGAACCAGGAAGGAGAGAACGCAGGCCUUAGAAGACCUUCUUGGGCUGAUACCAAUAAACUUUACCUCUGAGGUCUCUUGGCUUUAA
This is a messenger RNA of Choloepus didactylus (southern two-toed sloth), 3596 nucleotides long. RefSeq names its product olfactomedin like 1 (gene OLFML1). The transcript is spliced from 3 exons. Gene Ontology annotation, biological process: signal transduction. NCBI's taxonomy places the organism in Eukaryota, Metazoa, Chordata, Mammalia, Pilosa, Megalonychidae. Bases 394 to 1599 code for a protein of 401 amino acids. The record is from RefSeq and is a predicted model, not a curated record.